Messenger RNA from Callorhinchus milii (elephant shark), 558 nucleotides. RefSeq names its product ribosomal protein S23 (gene rps23). The transcript has 4 exons. NCBI's taxonomy places the organism in Eukaryota, Metazoa, Chordata, Chondrichthyes, Chimaeriformes, Callorhinchidae. Bases 76 to 507 code for a protein of 143 amino acids. Gene Ontology annotation, molecular function: structural constituent of ribosome. Gene Ontology annotation, cellular component: ribosome; cytosolic small ribosomal subunit. Gene Ontology annotation, biological process: translation. The record is from RefSeq and is a predicted model, not a curated record.
AGCAGGCGGGGUCCUUUGAUGGGGGUAUAGCCGCGCACCGCGUCAUCAACGGCCUUUCCACCGAGAUCCUGAGCGAUGGGGAAAUGCCGAGGCCUCCGCACAGCCAGGAAACUGCGCAGUUUGCGCCGUGAUCAGAAAUGGCACGACAAGCAGUACAAGAAGGCCCACUUGGGGACUGCCCUGAAGGCCAAUCCGUUUGGCGGGGCUUCUCACGCCAAAGGAAUUGUCCUGGAAAAAGUUGGUGUUGAGGCUAAACAGCCAAACUCUGCCAUCCGAAAGUGUGUCCGAGUUCAACUUAUCAAGAAUGGCAAAAAAAUCACAGCUUUCGUACCAAAUGAUGGUUGCUUGAACUACAUUGAGGAAAACGAUGAAGUUCUGGUUGCUGGAUUUGGACGUAAAGGCCACGCUGUUGGUGAUAUUCCUGGUGUUCGCUUCAAGGUGGUCAAAGUAGCCAACGUAUCUCUGUUGGCCCUGUACAAAGGCAAAAAGGAAAGGCCAAGAUCUUAAAAGGGCUCAGUGUAAUGACACAAGUGAAAAUAAAACAUUUUAAAAUGUGAA